Molecule: messenger RNA, 1578 nt
Organism: Papilio machaon (common yellow swallowtail)
Lineage: Eukaryota; Metazoa; Arthropoda; Insecta; Lepidoptera; Papilionidae
Exons: 10
Coding region: 1-1578 (525 amino acids)
Cellular component (GO): membrane
Molecular function (GO): ligand-gated monoatomic ion channel activity
Source: RefSeq, a predicted model, not a curated record
AUGUCCUUCUUCUGUGUUAAGUUCAUUUCCUUUAAUACUGGAAUACGCAGUGUGGCGAGGUUGGAACCAAGCCCUUUUUGGCAUGAUUUUGAAAUGAACAAAGCUUGGUUUGAUUGGUUGAUCGCGGCUCGCACACACGAUGAUUACAAACAUGUUCACCAUAUACUCAACGAGACCGGCUUGAGAUUCGAUUCAAAUAUCGUUGUUGCAUAUCCAUCUAUGUCAUUUGUGGAAUCGCCUCACCCUGUCGAAGCUCGUAAAUUUGUAGGUGAAUAUCUUCGAUUUGGUUCGUGUAAUUCUACCGAAGAAGGCGGUGAAGCUAAGGAAAUAGACACGACUUUAUUCAACGAUGUUCUUUCCUUUCUAACUGAUCGACUUAACGCGACGACUUAUAUGCAAUACUACAAUAAGUUAGGAUUUCAAACGUACGAAGGUACCUGGACUGGUCUACUUGGAGCUUUGAUGGACAACUCUAUAGAUAUAGGGCUAGAACCUGUGACGUCACACGCUUCUCGGAAUCAAAAUAUGGAUUUUGUCUUCCCUCUGGCGGAAACAAUGUUUAAUAUUUAUAUUCGAGAACAAGAAACUACUGCUGUGCGAGACAUAUUCUUGGCCCCGUUUAAUCCAGUGUUACUGGCAUGUGUAUUCGCGGUUGGUUUUGGGGCAACAAUUGUAAUUUAUAUAAUAAGCAAAUUCGCACCCCCCCUGGGUAACAGCUGUUCGAUGCGAUUUACUGAAGCUUUAGUUUGGUCCACUGGAAUAUUAUGUCAGCAAGGUGGUUCACAAACACCUUCAAAUCCUGCAGCAAGCAUAUUGUUGAUAGUGUGUCUCCUUUUUGCAUCGGUUACGUAUAAUUCUUAUGCGGCUUUUAUAACUUCGGUGUUGUCUGUGAGAGUCGCCAGUGUGGACACCGUCUCAGCUGUCUUGCAGUCAACCAAUCUGAAGAUUGGCUAUAUACGAAAUGGACCGGAUCAAAUGUAUCUGAUGUCAACGAAAGACGUUCAGCUGAAUGCAUUCUAUAUACGCGGCUACUCUGAGGCAGAGAACCUGGUGUCGUCGGCAGAAGAAGGAUUAUUCCGUGCAGCAAAGCAGGAUUAUGCGUUUUUCUCUGAACAAAGAACAGCACGUACUACGCUAAGAUCGCUGAGUCAAGCUCGCGGUCGGUGUUCGUUGCGUGAAUUAGCCGUACCUUCCACACGAGCUCAGCUGGCUUUCCCACUAUCAAAACGUUCACCAUACGCACGACCUAUUUUAGUCAGCUUGCUGCAGCUGCGCGGCGCGGGAGUGGUGGCGCGGCUGAGCACGGCGCUUGUGCCGGCCAUGCCGACGUGCGAACCACCACCGCGCUUCGCCUCAGCCCGUGCCGCCGACGUCCGCUCUGCCUUAGUCGUCUUCCUUAUCGGACUUUUUGCUUCUAUAUUUAUUGGUAAGUGUAAAGUUACAAAGUGCUCCCGCGAGCUGCACGUCUUCAUGAGGCGGGCGCGGGCGCGCGUGGCGCGGGAGUUUCUAAUGGCUCAGUCCGCCCGUAUCGUUCACAGUGAUAUAGCGUCUAUUAGGCGACUACGCGUGUGGUUCUAA